AGAUGCAUGACAGCUGACUGUGGUGGUUGUUUCGCAGUGAUAUUGUUGGAUUUGUUCUAGUUUCGAGCAUAAUACGUAACUUUACGGGAGAUCGGAGUACGCUGUCUAUAUCUAAAUAGUAACCGUGAUGAUGGGCAGGUAGAAAACGUUAGUUUCUGAGCAUAACAAACGGACCCGACUUUACUCUGUGAGUGACCGAUUGUCGCAUCGCGCUAGUCGUGUCCGCCGAUGUUGUGUAAUCGGCUAUCCACCAUGGGUGCAACAAACAUCGGGAAGCCCUACGAUUACAUGUUGAAGUUUUUAGUCGUCGGCGAUAGCGAUGUUGGAAAGGGAGAAAUACUAAGUGGUUUAGAGGACGGGGUGGCAGAUUCGCCCUAUGGCCAAUACACUAAUGGUAUUGAACACAAGACAACAACCAUCUUACUAGACGGCAAGAAAGUCAAGUUACAGUUAUGGGAUGCUUCCGGACAGGGGCGGUUUUGUACGAUAUUUCGUUCUUACUCACGUGGUGCCCAGGGAAUUUUACUAGUCUAUGACAUUACAAAUAAAUGGUCAUUUGAUGGCAUUGAUAGGUGGAUAAAGGAAGUUGAGGAGCAUGCACCAGGUGUUCCGAAAAUUCUUGUUGGUAACCGUCUUCACUUGGCGUUUAAACGACAAGUCAGUACUGAUUUAGCGGAGUCAUAUGCAAUGAAGAAUGAGAUGGAUUUUUUUGAAGUCAGUCCACUCUGUGAUUUCAACAUUGUGGAAUCAUUAACAGAGUUAUCAAGAAAGGUGCUGAAAAGAAAUGGGAUGGAGAGACUAUGGCGUCCAAGUAAAGUGUUGAGCCUACAGGAUCUGUGCUGCCAGGCAAUUGUAAAAUGUACAUGUAUCUACAGUGUUGACAAGUUGCCCUUACCAACACAAUUGCGGUCACGACUUAAAUCUUUCGGAAAUGGACAUCAUCAACAUAGAUACUUACCACACAGAGACAGUAAAUCUAAGCGAUCAAGGACUAUACCUUUAAAUCCAUACGACUCUCCCCCAAUGAACUGUCGUAAGAGCUGCUGCGUGUCAUGA
This is a messenger RNA of Saccoglossus kowalevskii, 1056 nucleotides long. RefSeq names its product ras-related protein Rab-40C-like. NCBI's taxonomy places the organism in Eukaryota, Metazoa, Hemichordata, Enteropneusta, Harrimaniidae. Gene Ontology annotation, molecular function: GTPase activity; GTP binding. The record is from RefSeq and is a predicted model, not a curated record. Gene Ontology annotation, biological process: intracellular signal transduction.